CAUAAAACCACAGGGCGGGGCAGAACGAUCAAGAUCCAGUUCGGACCAACGCGUUAAAUCGUGACACCUUCCUAACUUUGUACUUCCCUGUCCCGACAUUUGAAUGUUACGUUUUGUCCCCACCUUAGGAAGGAAACCGCGUAUCGCGAGCACGCUACUCCCUUCCGUCUCCCAUAAUGCAGCGACAUCUAUUUAAAAGAGCAGUUCGCCCAGAUCUCCCCUCCCCUGUGAGUGCAGUGCAUUCGGUGCUAGCUUGAGGAAGGGCUGCGUUUUCAUUGGCUCUUCUCGUCAGAACGCCACCUGAACGUACGCUUCAACUGUCUCCUACAUCCUGUCUUCUCUGUAAUAUUUUGGGCGAGCCGAUGUGCAGUUCAUUGUUAUUGGGAUAAAUAUACCAACAAGACUCCCUGGGAAUACCAGUACUGAAAAAGCUGGAGUAUGAGUUCUUCGAGGAUAAAAAGCCGAAGGGCCGAACACAGUUUGGGGGCGGAGAAAGAACAUUUUGACAAGCAGCAGCUCAGCAGCAUCAGCAAAGCCAUCAGCAACACUGAGGCUCCUGUGAAAGAGAAGCAUGCUCGCAGGAUCAUCCUGGGGACCUACAGGGAGAAGGGGGCCUUCACCUUCUGGUCCUACGCCCAGGGGCUGCCCCUGGCCAGCAGUGCCAUCCUCAGCUGGAAGUUCUGCCACGUGCUGCACAAGGUGCUCCGUGAUGGCCACCAGAACACUCUGCAGGACUGCGCCAGACACAAAAGCAGCGUGAUGGAGACCGGACGGUUUUGGGCUAAUCUCCAUGACCAUUAUGGACAGCUGGUCGCCCUUUACGCCAAUCUCCUCAUCACCAAAAUGGAUUUCCACAUGAAGCACGCAGAAAUCCGCGCCAACCUGGAGGUUUCUGACGAAGUCCUGGAGCGUGCUGCGGGAACAGACAUCAACAAUGUUUUCCAGAUGACCGUGGAGGUGUUGGACUACAUGGAUGUGGAGCUGAAGGUGGCUGAGACAGUGAUCCGGCAGCUGAACACCUCCAUCGCCAUCUCCACCACCACGUCUGGGCAGUGCCGUCUGUCUCCCCUCAUCCAGGUCAUCCAGGACAGCAGCCACCUCUACCACUUCACCGUCAAGCUGCUCUUCAAACUGCACGCCUGUUUGCCGUUAGACACCCUGCAGGGUCACAGGGACCGAUUCCACGACCAGUUCCACAGCCUGAAGGGCUUCUUCAACAAGUGCAGGGACAUGAUGUACUUCAAACGGCUCAUUCAGAUCCCCAAGCUGCCAGAUUCCCCACCCAACUUCCUGCGGGCGUCGGCGCUGGCGGAGCACGUGAAGCCGGUGGUGGUGAUGGCGGACGAGGACCCCCCGGAGGAGGAUGACGGCGAGCCGCUGGUGGAGUUCAACAGCACGCCGCAGCACCUCACAGCCUUCCAGAUGCAGCCGCAGCCUCCCCCACAGCCACAGCUUGACAUAUUUGAUCAGACCUUCGGGCCCCCGAAUGGUGGAUUCGACCCCAAGGACCUGCAGAUCGACAGCCUGAAGCAGGAGAUCGAGUUUCUGAAGGCCGAGCUGGAGCGGAUGAAAACUGAGGCCCAGCGCUACAUCACACAGCUGAAGUCUCAGAUCAACAGUCUGGAGGCGGAGCUGGAGGAGCAGCGGGCUCAGAAACAGCGCGCCCUGGUGGAGAACGAGCAGCUGCGCAUGGAGCUGGAGGCGCUGAGGAGGCACACUGCAGAGACCGACCAGGCACAGCUCACCUACAUGGAGACAGAGAGGCGGGCCCAGGAUUCAGAGCUGCGCUACACCAAGCUGAAGGAGAAACACGCUGAGCUGGUCUCCAACCACGCCGAGCUGCUCAGGAAGAGCGCAGACACGGUGAAGAUGCUGUCGGCCAGCCAGCAGACACAGGAGGAGGUGGCCCGGACCAGGCAGCAGCUGGCCUUCGAGGUGGAGAGCAUCAAGCAGGAGUCCGACAUGAAGCUGGAGGAGCAGAAGUUUGAGGUGGACAAGCUGAGGCGUGAGCUGGAGGAGAAGAUGGUGGAGCUCCAGAGGACACAGGCCUCUCUGCAGACCAACACGCACACGGGGGAGAGGCUGAGCAGUGAGAUGCUGGGGCUCCAGGCUCAGAAGGAGACGCUGUUGCACGCGGUGAGUGAGAAGGACGCGGAGCUCUCCUCCCUGCGCCAGACUGCACAGACGCAGCAGUCCUCCCUGCAGCAGGAGCGGGAGAAGAGUGCCAGAGACAUGGACGAGCUGCAGAGCAAGCUGAGGGACAAGUUGAGCCGGGAGGAGCAGUUGCAGCAGCAGCUGUUGGAGGACCAGUUCUCCCUGCUGCAGGGCACCGUGACCGAGGCACAGAGCAUCAUCCAGGACGCCGUCGACAAACUGGACGACCCCCUGCACCUGCGCUGCACCUCCUCCCCAGAUUACCUUGUAAGCAGGGCAGAAGCUACUCUUGACUCUAUUGACAAGGUGAAGAAAGGCCAGACAGACUACCUAAAGGACAUGAAAGACGCCAGUGGGCUUCUGCGGGCAGUUACCCAGUUCUCCCACCUGGCGGCCGACACCAUCGUCAACGGCAGCGCCACCGCCCACAUGGCCCCCACAGACCACGCUGACCGCCUGACGGAUAACUGCCGAGGCUGUGCCACGGAGACGCUGCAGUUCCUCCAGGAGCUGAAGUCCAAGCCCACUCUGCAGCGGGCCGACCCGGCCUCCGCUCGCACCAUCGUCCAGAAGAUCCUGCAGCUGGCCCAGGACCUCAGGCCCAAGGGCUCGGACAUCCGGCAGGAGGAGCUGGGGGACCUGGUGGAUAAGGAGAUGGCGUCCACGUCCGCAGCCAUCGAAGAGGCUGUGCGGAGGAUCGACGAAAUGGUGAACCAAGCCAGGAAGGACACCUCUGGGGUCAAACUGGAGGUCAAUGAGAGAAUCCUCUACUCCUGCACUGACCUCAUGAAGGCUAUCCACCUGCUGGUGAUCGCCUCCAAAGACCUGCAGAAGGAGAUUGUGGAGGGUGGACGGGGUGCGGCCUCCAUUAAGGAGUUCUACGCCAGGAACUCUCGCUGGACCGAGGGGCUGAUCUCCGCCUCCAAGGCUGUGGGAUGGGGCGCCACACAGAUGGUCGAGUCGGCCGAUAAGGUGGUGCUGCACACGGGGAAGUACGAGGAGCUGAUCGUCUGCUCCCACGAGAUCGCCGCCAGCACCGCCCAGCUUGUCGCCGCCUCCAAGGUGAAGGCUGACCGCGACAGCAAGAGGUUGGUGUCCCUACAGCAGGCCUCCCGGCGCGUUAACGAGAUGGCCGCCAAUGUGGUGGCGUCCACCAAGACCGGGCAGGACCAGAUCGAGGACAAAGAUACCAUGGACUUUUCCGGAAUGAACCUGAUGAAGCUGAAGAAAGAGGAGAUUGAGUCACAGGUGCGGGUGUUGGAGCUGGAGUCUAACCUGGAGAACGAGAGGGUCCGGCUGGGGGAGCUGAGGAGGAAGCACUACGAGCUGGCUGGCAGCCCCCUGGAUCCUGAAAAUGACAACAACGGAGUCUCCAACAAGGCUCCUCCCUCCCCCAAACCUGCCAAGCCUUCCCUCUUUAAGAAGCCUUCGCUGCCACGGAAACCGAGCCCACUCGCAAAGAACCCGUUCAGGUGAACAGCAGCUGAAGGCGACUACCCCCAUUGGCCUGACGACUAAGCCGAUCCAAAAGGGAGAGACGCCGUCCUCUUUGUGUCCCCACCUAUUGUCAACAUAUCCCAGCAUCCUCUCUUCCUUCGCUCUGUCCAUGGCCACUCAUCAUACACCACGUCAACAGCCCCCCCCCCACCUCACUCCACCUCUUUCACUCUUGCUGACCAACCUGAAAAUAGCCUCCCGCUGCCUUCUCGUUGAAAGAACAAUAACGUCUGUCUCUGCCUUACCUAACAUUGCCUGUAGCUUGCGUCAGGCUUGCACUCAGCUCUGCAGUAUAUUCAGGGAAAACACUGAGCUCACAUGGCCAUUGUAAAGAACUUGUGUUGCUUUUAUUGGAAUACUUUUAAUAUAGUGCUUUUAGAGGUUGAACCUGUAUUUUUAAUGCAAUGGUGCCUCUUUCUAUGUUAUUUUGUUUCUGCAUUGUACAUUAGCAUAUGAACAUAUUUUGAUCAGAAUAUAUAAUGCAGUCUUAUACAAUGAGUGUAUUUGAGGGACAACUGCUAUAUACCGAUAUUUUCUUUUUAUGUUUUUAACUACUUUGGAAUAUAUAUGAGUUAUGUCUGUAAACCGAUAUUUAGUAACCUGUGGAAUACACAUCAGAAUAUGCAACUAUUAUUUCAGUCAAGUUUCAGUUAGUCUUUUGUUAGACAGCUUAAUUUAAAAUGGUGAAGUUUUCCAGUGUAUCUGCCAUUUAAUGUGAAUCAUGGGUAUAUAAGGGCAUCUUUACAGGCUUUACAGGUUUGGUGAAUCUCAAAACUCAUAAUCUAAAAUUUCUCUGGGUUCUUAGGUAGUGCUGCUGUUUGCAUACUCACAGAAAUCUACUUAGAACAGAAAUAACAUCUACUACUCUUGAUUGCUGUCUUAAUUUCACAGGGUUGGGUUUUCUUUUUGAAUUGAUGCACAAGCACAAUAUUAGGUGGUAAAGUACACAGAUCACUGGUUUCCUGGCAGUGAAAAAGCAGGAUUGAUUCUUGAGGAAAUUUUUUAAUGUUUUAAACUUUGUUAUUUUUUAAGUUGGUUAUAGUUUUAAACUUCAUUAAAAAAAAAAGCCUGGCCUUCAGUUCAGCUGUGAAAUUACUCAUUUGUAAUCAGUCGUUAUCACAAUCACUCAUAGAUUUAUAGAGGUGAGCAAAAGCAUGGCCCCUAAACAUCAACUGCAAUACGUUAAGUUAUGGGAAACGUAGUUCCAUAACCCUAAUCUUUUUCGAUUUGCUUAAAAUCUGUUUAUUUUUCUAUAGAACUACAUUACCCAUGAUGAUCUAUUUGUUUGAGCUUGUAGUACACUGUCCCUGGCAGUCCAGAGUAAUGCUCCUUUAUUUGUCAUUUAGCUUCUUAUUAGUCCAGAUUCUCAUCAUUUACCGACUCCCUGGGCUCUGGGUUCUAUGAACCAUGUUUUUCCUGAUUUUAUUGUUAUUUUUUAACAAGUAGGUCAAUACUGGACUUUAUAAAUCUGCUUGUUAAGCCACCAAGACAUUAUACAUGUUCUGGAAUAAAGCACACACAACAUGUUAAAGGAAAACCAAAUGAACCUGCCCUCUUAACAAGGUUUAAGGUGGGUCUAUGGGUGUGUUUUGAACUUUGAGAAAUGCUUUGCUCUCUUGUUCUUUUCCUGUAUGAAACCUUCAUUUAUACUCUCAGAUGUAUUAAUAUAUUUUAGUAAGCAUUACUGUGGUUUUCUGUAAUAAAUGUAAAUGUUGAAUUAAUAAUAAAUCGUUAUGGAUA
This is a messenger RNA of Conger conger (European conger), 5391 nucleotides long. RefSeq names its product huntingtin-interacting protein 1-related protein-like. The coding region runs from base 439 to 3630 and encodes 1063 amino acids. Gene Ontology annotation, cellular component: actin cortical patch; clathrin-coated vesicle. The transcript has 32 exons. Gene Ontology annotation, molecular function: clathrin-cargo adaptor activity; actin filament binding; clathrin light chain binding. Gene Ontology annotation, biological process: actin filament organization; clathrin coat assembly; endocytosis. The record is from RefSeq and is a predicted model, not a curated record. NCBI's taxonomy places the organism in Eukaryota, Metazoa, Chordata, Actinopteri, Anguilliformes, Congridae.